Molecule: messenger RNA, 5938 nt
Organism: Gambusia affinis (western mosquitofish)
Lineage: Eukaryota; Metazoa; Chordata; Actinopteri; Cyprinodontiformes; Poeciliidae
Gene: dclk1a
Product: doublecortin-like kinase 1a
Exons: 7
Coding region: 92-1525 (477 amino acids)
Biological process (GO): photoreceptor cell development; axoneme assembly; retina development in camera-type eye
Cellular component (GO): axoneme
Molecular function (GO): ATP binding; protein kinase activity
Source: RefSeq, a predicted model, not a curated record
UUGACUUCCCCCCCAUACGUCCGCGGGGCUGGCUGGCGAGGGGGACACGAUCAGUUGCAUCUCCUUCCACGAGUGUGAAGUGUGGGUUCGCAUGGAAAUGAGGGGGCGCGGGCGCCGAAUGGAAAUCACGACUGACGUGAAGAUGUGGGAGUGGGGAAGAGAGAAAGAGAAAGAGAGAGGGGGUGGCUGCAAGAGAGAAUGGGAGGGUAAGCAGCUGCUACCCAGUCAAUUUUCAAACCAGUCACUGCCUCUUGAUUAUACACACGUUUUGUGUUGCCUGGCGGAGCACAUCAACCGGACAACAAAGGACACUGCCACCAUCCUAACUGCGACAAGCCCACUGAACUCCAGUGUUUUCUUUCGCAUCUGCUUGGAAGUAGUGCAUCCGUUCAGACUGGAGGUCACAGUGACAGAAGCGUUAAUUGCUCGCGUUGACAGUACAGCCGUACUCGUCAGCUUAGGCAGCGAAAUGGAGAUGGAGCAUUUCGACGAUCGGGACAAAGGUCAGAGGCACGGCCGGUCCAACGCUAAGAUGAACGGGGUCCCUAGCCCCACGCACAGCGCCCACUGCAGCCUGUACCGGACCAGGACCCUGAAGACUCUGAGUGCCGAGAAGAGGGCCAAGAAAGUUCGCUUCUACCGCAACGGGGACCGUUACUUCAACGGGAUCGUGUACGCCAUCUCCUCGGAUAGGUUCCGGACCUUUGACGCACUGCUAGCUGACCUGACCCGCUCUUUAUCUGACAACGUCAACUUGCCCCAGGGAGUCCGGACUAUCUACACCCUGGAUGGCAAGAAGAUCGCUAGUAUUGAUCAUCUGGUUGAAGGUGAAAGCUAUGUCUGCAGCUCCAUUGAGGCCUACAAAAAGCUGGAUUACACAAAAAACGUAAACCCCAACUGGUCAGUGAAUGUCAAGGCCUCGUCCUCUUCAUCACGUGGGCCUCCGUCCCUGAGCUGUGCCAAAGCUUGUGCCUCAGACGGCCGCGAAGGCAAGGACUUCAUCCGUCCAAAGCUAGUAACGGUGGUUCGAAGUGGAGUUAAGCCCCGCAAAGCCGUGAGGAUCCUGCUGAAUAAGAAAACAGCCCACUCCUAUGAGCAGGUUCUAACUGAUAUCACUGAUGCCAUCAAGCUCGACUCUGGGGUGGUGAAGAAAAUCUACACGUUGGAAGGCAAACUGGUUGCAUGUCUGCAGGACUUCUUUGGUGAGGAGGAUAUUUUUGUAGCCUGUGGACCAGAGAAGUUCCGCUACCAUGAUGACUUGAUGUUGGAUGAGAGUGAGUGCCGCAUGAUGAAGUCGGUGACCUAUGGCAAGAUGUCAGGCUCUCUCAACCGAUGCUCUCCCAGGACUGUCAUCCAAUCACAUCGGAGCAAGUCCCCAGCUUCUGUGAACGGGACGCCGGCCAGUCAGCAGUCCACUCCUCAUUCGGGGAAAUCUCCCACCCCCUCCCCAACCAGCCCAGGCAGCCUCAGCCGACGCCAGGAAAAGGACAAAGCUGUGACUGAGAAUAGGCCAACUACAUCUUAGAGUCACUUGAACAUGAAGAAACCAGCACAUCCCAACACCUUUAGCAUCUAAGAUCAGGGUGGGGAGUGAAGCUUUGAUCUCAUCCAGUACUGCUCUGAGAAGCUUUGAAGGCAUAUACGUUUGGACACGUGUAACUAGCCGGAAAAACACUUCCGUUGCAUUUGCACAUAUGCUGACGCAUUGCUCUUUGCUCCUCGCCGAGAAUUCUAUCUGCAAGUGUUAGCGCUGCAUCACACAGCGCCAACCCUCGCUUCUAGUUAUCUCUGGUUUUAUGAGUCAGCAGAUUGUCCAGCAUCUGAUCUAAAAAUGACGAGGGCGGAUCUUGUGUCAUUUUGUAUGUGUACGCCCCUGCAAAGGGUUUAGAAAACAUUUUAUAGUAGUAAGAGUUCAUCAAUUCAUCUGUUUGUAAAGUUUCAAUUUACUGAUUAAAACAUUCAUUUGUUGGAAACACUUACUAAAGAGGAUAUGACAUAGGAUAAUAAUAGGAUUGAGGCACAAAUUGAAGGUAUAAUGCAGAGAAAGAACAUGCAACUCAAUGGAAAAAUGUUUAAUUCAAAGACAAAUUGUCCCUUCUGAUUUCAUCGCCCUGUUGUUGUGAGCUUAAAUUUUAACUUAAAUAUGUCAAGAUGAACAUUUUGGUGCAACAGUGAUAAUGGUGAGCUUUUAUUUUCUCCUUCAACAAAGCUACUGAUUUCAGCAGUACAAAUGAAGCUCAUGUAGUUUUCCCCUAACCUUGUGGCUGAAUGUUACUGCAAGUCCUUCAAUUUUAUAUUUUAAAUGUGAUUCAAAAUUUCCAGAAGAAUUAAGUUUUUGGAUUAGUUUCUGUCUUGACCAAAACUCAGGAGACUUUUUUGAUAUAUAUAUUAACUCAUUGCGAUAUUGCUCUUGCUCUGAUAACUUUGCUUUAGAUUGUUCUUGUCUUUUCUUAUGUAAGUUUCCGUUUAGGCAAAUUGAAAUACUUUUUAGACUUCGUCAAGUCAACAAUGCUACUAUUUUUCUUCUGUUCUGCCAUUUUUUCAGUAACAUUGGCAACAUAACAGGCCAAUAUAGCUGGCCAGUAAAUGGGGCUUUCUGCUUGGCUUGUAGCAUGCCCACAGUAUUUAAUGUUACAAAACAGUCUUUCUACAUUAACCCUUUCUGCACUGAUGGAUCACAAGGGCACACUGACGGACCCGGGUCUAGAACCCGACGGACCCGGUGGGUUCGUCUUCUAGUUCGUCUUCUAGUUUCUGUGCUGUGACUUUUCCACAUCUCAAAGCUUUGAAUACAAUUUUAAUUAAUGAACACUGGCUGCCAUAACGGGAUUGGAUCACCUUGACACCUCAAAAACAGCUAAUUAAAAAAAAACAAAAAAAACAGAAGAUUUAUUUUACUGUAUGUUCACAGUGAACAAGGGCAUAUUAACUUAACAUGACUUAUUUGAAAAAGUUUUGCUGGACUGUUUAAAUAGAAUUCCAUUAACGUAAAUUAUUUAUAUACUCAUAAAUAAGCACUUACAGAGAUGCCUGUGAAUGUGUUUGAGAAAACAAGGCCUCAGGCUUCAUAGGUUCUUUUUUGUGCAACAUUUGAGAAGCAAUUUGAUAAAACAAGAAGGAUCUAUCAGUAGUACAGUUGUUUUUAUAUCCCACAGCAGUUAGCCAGGGCUGUGGGAGCGGAUCAGCUACUGAGAACCAGACAGCAGAACUUGCGCAUUUGCCUGGAACUGGGUCGACAUAAAAGAAACAGGCUGGCACGUGCAUACAUUACAUUAACCCACAUUGCCAAACACACUCAGAGAAUAAACAGGGAGACUACUGAAAAUUUAAAUUUCACAUAGAAAAAUAUCUUUUCUUAACUGUAAACACAUAUACCAAAGUAAAAAUUAAAUUGAAUUGCUUCAGACUGGAGUCAAACUUAAAAUUGGUAAAGGUUGGCAGUUAUUCAGCUUUAAUUUUGUGUUUCUGGUGACUACACAUGUGAAUUACCAUCUUAUUACUCAGGCAAACAGCUUAUUCUGAGAUGUGAUCGUAGGCUGAACUCAUAAUGAGAAAAUGAAAGUAAAACACACUUUUUUUUUUGCACAGUUCACUGAAAACAGCAGUUAAAUUCUUCUGAACAUCACAAGCUGAGAGCCUAUUUCAUAAAGAGAGAUUAUUUUGAGUUUUGCAAUUUCUAACACUUUAUACUGAGCCGGCAAUAGCUUGACUAGAAGAAGGAGUGGAAGCCUCUUUCAGCCCAUUAUCUCCCCUCUCCACUCUGCAGCUUCACACUCUUCAGCAAUAUUAUGUUAUAAUUCUCACCCGUGCGCCUUACUUUCCUGUGCUCCAUAGUAGAGAUUCCUUCUCUCCCCUGUGACAGUUUCAGCUGCAGCAAUUCCUACUCACUCACGGUGAGUGAGUGAGAAUGAGUCCCAGGCCUGGAUUCAUUUGAAAGGGUGAAAUUGUAUCCCCUCUUUCUCCUGUGGAUUACUUCCACGGGAGAAAUGAUAGAAGCAGGCACCAGGUUCAACAAAUCAAAUACAGAACUCUACAUCUGAACUCUGUUAUUUCUGAUCUGCAAUUUUUGUAAAGCUCUGUUCUCUAGAUGCCCACUUCAGCAGCUGAUUUCUGAUUUUUCUUUGAGUAGUAAUAUGGGGCAAUAGUUUACUGAAGUAAAAAGUCAAGAUUUUACCAAUAUUGUGAAACAAAAGUUGUAUUAUUGAUUGCCAUGGUUAGCAUAGCUAGCAGUGGAGCAAUUUCCAUGUGUAUUGCUAAAGAAUGUUAGAUCCCUUAGCUUUUCACAACACUGCUAAUCCAGUAUGUUGCAUGACAGAUGGAGAUUGAAAACUCUUAAGGAUAAAAUGGAGAAACUUUGCUGUAGUCCUUUUGGCCUUCCUGUUACCGGAUGAAAAUCUUGUUCUCUCCAAAAAAUCAUUGAAUCUCAAAACAUGCCUUAACAUGUCAAAGAAACAGUUUUUUAAUAGCUUUCCAAACAGAAUUCUAGAUGCAGCCGUAUUGUUUCAGUCCUCCGGUUCACUUUAACAUGUCACCUUGGUGGAAUCAACUCUCAGAAUUAGGUUGCCUACAUUCCUCUGUUCAGUGCAACUUGUUUUCCUCAAGCAGAAUAAACUGACAUAGCGGCUUUUAUUUUUUAAAUUUCAUGCAUGCAAAACUGUAUUUACAAAGAUACGCAUAAAUCCUCCAGGAAUCCGAGUAGACAUUCAUGCAGGCUUCAGAAGAAACAGUUAUGCAUAAAAUCAUCAUUUGUGCUCUGGUGGCAGAUGAGCACGAUGCACUUGCUGUCUGAUUUACACAUUCUGUGCACAAUGUGGCCUAUUUUUGUAAACUGGCAGCCAAAGCUUAUAAAAGUGGUGUGCAUCCACAAAGUCACCCACCUUCUCCCUUCGUUCCCUCCUUUCUGUUCAAACUUCUCAUUGUCCCUUCAAGGCCACUCGCUUCUCAAACAGCAGUCUACUUCUCUUUCAUAUUUUCCUUUUAAAUGUGCUGACACGUUCAGCACAUUUAACUCACCAGGCUUUGUGAUCCGAGGCGGAUGUAGAUGAAUGAAAGAAGCCGGCGAGGUCACAGCGCUGUGAAAAAUACAAAGCGGAGAAAUAAAUCAUUAAGCGAAAAGAUAAAAUAUGAUGGCGACAACUUGGAGGUGAAAGAAACAGACAUUAACGUUGCAGAACCUGUGAAGGUUGGGUUGUUUGGAUGAGCUGACUCUCAUCCAUAUGAUGUCACAUAUACCAUCUUUUCACUCUUUAGUCAUCCAUCCAUCCAUUGUCUGCACCUGCUUAGGUGUCUUCCUCAAAUGUUCAUUAGGCGAGUAUUUUAGCCAAUCAUAUCCAAUUUCCAUUGAGUUGCAUGCUCUGUCCGUCAUCCAUGUCACUCAUUUCUUGUAUUGGGCGAUUUAUCAUUAAUUAAUUUGUGUGUUUGUGUGAGAAAGAAAGAGAGAAAGAAACUGUGAAAUGAAGAAGAAAUUAUCCAUUAAACCUUGUAACUUUUUCUUAUUCAUCCAUAUGACAGUUUUUUGUUUCAUUUGUUUUUUCUUGUUGUAUUGUAUUUCCCGUUACUUUUUGUGUUAUUGUCAUUAAGUAGUCUGUUUUUUCUUAAUGUGACUGGCUGCACCACAUGAGGCUGUGUCAUUAGUUUCUAAACCUGUAGAUUUGUUUUGGGGUUGUUUUUUUUUUUAAGUUUUAUUAACCAAAUAAAUUAUUUAAAUGGUUUUAAAAUGUGUAAUAUUCAAUGCUCCUUAAGAUAACUGUGUUGCAAAGAGAUGCAGAACAUUUUCAUGCAUACCUUUUUCUGGGAUAAAUUACAUUUAUGAUACGACAACUGUCAUGUGAGGCUGCCAGCCCUUCUUGGCUCAUUUGUUCCUGUUUUGUGUUUCCUUUUUUUCUGAAUGUAUUCAUUUUCAUUUGUUUGAGUCAUUAAAUUUGUUGUUCCAUUUUCA